AUGCAGGAGGCGUCCGCCAGCGCGGGCUUACCAAUCCAGAGACCUUUUAACCCUUGCAACGCUUGCAAAGCAAGGCACCAGAAAUGCGAUAACCGCCGACCGUCGUGUUCUAGCUGUCGCAGGGGUGGCAUUGAGUGCGUGCGGGGCCAUAGCGUGCGCUUCCGGCACACGCUGAACCCGAGCGUUCGACCGAGAAGGGCGUCAGAAUCCGCUAGGCGAGACUAUACCUUUGCGCGCAACCAGCCGUGGGUGGAGGUUAGCCGAAGCUUGAGUUUUGUCGACGAGACGCAGGUGAUUGUUAACAACAUCAACGAUUCCGGGGCCGGCAGCUUUGCUACUGCAGGUGAUGGCGAGGACAACGCCACAGUCAGUAUUAGCGCCUAUCCAAGGAGGCAGCUGCCGUCCCCACGUUCAUGCACCGCUGUCGACACGUCCCCCUCUCCAUCUGCACCUUCUCAGACAUCACAGCUUGCUUCAUCAGGCCCGGACAACGCUCCCACGACUGAAGACAGGAGUGUGGUGGUGGGACAGCUAGGCGAUGCGAUAGCCUUGAGCCCGGACUCGACUUCCGGGGCCGCUCUGUCCUCUCCCGGGACUGAUGUAUCGUCCUUGCCGGAGCAACCGCUCAAUCUGAUUUUCAGCCCAGGAAGUGUCGAUACGGCAAACACUUUUGGGUUAGGGCUAGACCAAGCUCUGCAAGGCCAGGAUGUGCUUUUCGGCCUCCCAUGCGAAGAUAGCUUUAUCCAACUGCAUAGCGACGGGUUAGCAACAAGCCCUCGCCAUGCUGCGGACCGACCGGGAUCAUCAAUCUACCUCGACACGCCGCAGUGGCCACUCCAGGACUACCAACAGGCGUUUCUACUCCGGUACUACGUCGAAAACGUGGCGCCACUCCUCGAUCUAUGCGACCAAGACCGGCGACACUUUGCCACGGUUGUGCCGCAGCGCGCAGCCACCUGCCCGCUGCUCCUCCACGCCAUGCUAGCAGCCUCGGCUAAGCGCCUGAGCAGGAUCGGCGACUUCGACGGCCUCGUCGUGGACCGGUACCACCAAGACUGCCUCCGGCUCCUGAUUCCCGCGCUCUCCAGCUCGGCGGCUGUCGUGGACGAGAACCUGCUCACGGCGAUCGUUCUCCUUCGCUACACCGAGGAGCUGGACGUGCCCGUCGCCCCGCCCGGCCCCGAGUUCCACCUCAUGGGCACGCGCGUGUUCCUGGCGGCCCAGGAGAAGACGCUGAGCGACUUCAGCGGGCUGCGCCUGGCCGCGUUCUGGGUCGCCCUCCGGCAGGAGAUCUACAUGGCGUUCGUGCACUCGCGCCCCGUGCAUGCCAACUUUGUGCUCAGGGACAUUGGAAAGCUCAUCCAGCCCGACGACAAUGGCUCCGGCUUCGCGAACGGUAUCAUCAUCCACUGUGCCAACUGCCUGCGGUAUUGCUACGGCUCCGAGGAAUGGAGCGUCGGUGCCUGGAAGGAGCUGCGGGAGUACCAGGAUCGAUGGUGGAGAGAAAAGCCUUGGUACUUCCAGCCCACAUGGGCCAGCGAACCAGAAUCGAAUGGUAUUUUCCCGACUGAGAUCUAUCUCAGCGAUGCUGUGGUGACUGGUCUCCAGCAUUAUCAUCUCGCUCGGAUCCUCCUCAUAGCCCACAACCCAGAGAUACCUAAACUCGGGCCCGGGCAAGUCUCGGCGUUCAGAACGAUGAACGACGAAAUCAAGAAGACGGUCCGCGUCAUCUGUGGGAUCGCUGAGUCUAACCCUCGCACCGCUCCGGCUUACGUGGCGGCAUCCGGCAGCAAUGCAUGCAUAGCCAUAACCAUGGCAGGCGAUCGCUUCACAGAACGACAUGAGCAAGAAGCCUUGUGCGGGAUUCUCGAGAAGACGGACAAACAGAUGGGCUGGCCCACUCGCUCUGCGCAGGUAGGAUUGCGGGAGGCUUGGGGUUGGGAAGAAAGCCAUUCCGGCAUGUCUAUCGCGGACAUGCUGAACACCAGAUCGCAGGCGUCGACGUCGUCGCAAGUAGAGCGUUGAAAAAGUGGAACAAGAAAGUAACCC
Messenger RNA from Phialemonium atrogriseum, 2049 nucleotides. RefSeq lists its product as uncharacterized. Gene Ontology annotation, cellular component: nucleus. The transcript has 8 exons. Lineage: Eukaryota; Fungi; Ascomycota; Sordariomycetes; Cephalothecales; Cephalothecaceae. Bases 1 to 2025 code for a protein of 674 amino acids. The record is from RefSeq and is a predicted model, not a curated record. Gene Ontology annotation, molecular function: zinc ion binding; DNA-binding transcription factor activity, RNA polymerase II-specific; transcription cis-regulatory region binding. Gene Ontology annotation, biological process: positive regulation of transcription by RNA polymerase II.